Molecule: messenger RNA, 6475 nt
Organism: Strongylocentrotus purpuratus (purple sea urchin)
Lineage: Eukaryota; Metazoa; Echinodermata; Echinoidea; Camarodonta; Strongylocentrotidae
Product: kelch-like ECH-associated protein 1
Exons: 5
Coding region: 979-2805 (608 amino acids)
Molecular function (GO): protein binding
Source: RefSeq, a predicted model, not a curated record
CUUUAUGUAUACAAUGUCUUCACGCUCCAGUAGACUUACGUUUGACUGCUACCGGUAUCUCGAAAGGAAGGGGUGAUAUUGUUAUGAUACACUGGUAUACUCGAGGUUGAUAGUAUUGAUGGAAAAUGCUGAGUCACUUGUUCUUUCAUGGGACUCGCUCAGCUCAGCCCACAACCGGAUAGUAACUGCAUGUGCAUGCUACAAUGACCCUUACCUGCAUGCAGCUAGCGCUGGCAUUCACAAUCACACACACACAGACACACACACAGAGUAAUAAACGCAUUGUCAUGCUAUCGAUCCGCUGAAUGUGGACUUCCAACGGCUUCUGCGCACGUACUGUCGAUGCAUUUAGAGUGGAGCAAUGCAUGCAGUUGAAUGAGCCCGUGAUCUACCUGCAAGGUUGGCUCGUCGCCGCAAGUCGUCGGUGUUUAUAAGCAAGAUGACUCUGAAUUAUUUGGCAGUAUUGGACUUGAACGCUGGUCAGACCAAACCCGUGUGAGAUAUAUUUCAGAACCUAAAACUACAGACUCCAGGAUAUACAUACUGCUUGUCUCUCUACCUCUGGCUAAAUAACUAUAUUACUUGAAUACCGUUGGAAUACAUUCGCAUCAUUAUAAUCAGGAUUUGUUUACGUCUAUGUGAUAUAUAUAGUAGGUGUGCUUCAUCUGGUAACAUAGUAUUCACAGCGAAAUUACUCUACAGUCAAUUACGGAAUAGAUUAGUGGCGCAGUGAAUCUUGGGGAUAUAUCGACUGCAGAUUACUUUGGAAUUACUUGAUUCGUUGGUCAUUCUGUGGAAUUAAAUUCAAGAGUGAUAACUUCAUCUUCUGGGAUUCUGUUCUACCUCAAGUGAUUGAAGAGCAGGGACUCCCAUCAUCAUCUCUUCUCCGUAUUAUGAUCCAAGCUGGACGUCAACAUUGCUCAACAACAGAAUUCUACGCAUAAUGGCAAAGAGGGAGCCCUUCCCAAUAGCAAAAAUAUGGACCCACCACGAGUACCCCCAAAGCCACCCGUCUCUGACACGGCUAGCAACCCGCCCAGCGAAUGGCCACAGAAAGGAAUCCGUCACAAGAUUGGCUGUGAUGGCAGCAUCACCUUCACCAGUACCAAACACCCCGCCAACGCAUUCAAGAUCGUUAGCGAACUGCGGGAGAACCGCGAUUUGUGCGAUGUAACGCUCAUCGUCGAGACUGUUAAAUUUCACGCCCACAAGGUGGUGCUAGCAUCAUGUAGUCAGUACUUCAAGGCAAUGUUUACAAGCGGGUUUCACGAGUGCUCUAAGCAGAGUAUUGAGAUCAAGGACGUACACCCGUGCGUCUUCUCACGGAUAAUGGACUUCAUCUACACCUCAGAGAUCACCAUCACCGAGUGUAGCGUUCUGGAGCUUUUACCCAAAGCAAUCAUGUUCCAGAUAACAGACAUUGUGGAUGCAUGCUGUAAUUUUCUGGAGCACCAGUUGGACCCAACAAACUGUAUAGGAAUUUCAAUGUACGCGGAGGAGCACAGUUUACGUAGUCUGUCAGAACAGGCAAGCAUGUUUGUGUUCCGUCACUUCUGUGAAGUAUCUCAAUCGGAAGAAUUCAUGAACCUCAAUCUGGUGCAGCUUUUAACGGUCAUCAAGCAUGACAAGCUCAACGUAUGGUGCGAGUCGGAGGUCUACGACGCCUGCCUCAGGUGGGUGCGGCACAAAGAGGACGAGCGUAGGCCGUGCCUAGAGAAACUCUUCAACUGCGGGGCGAUCCGUGUUGAGCACCUCUCACCAGCAUUCCUCAAGAGGCAAUUAGAUCGUUGCGACAUUCUCAGGGACGAGCCAAAGUGCAAAGACUACCUGUCCAAAAUCUUCCAAGAACUGCAGCUGCACAAGUCCUUCAAGACGCCCAAACGGAACCCCAUCUCAGCCUGCGUCAUCUACACCGCCGGGGGCUACCUCCGCCAGUCUUUGACGACUGUGGAAUGUUACAACCCUGAGGAGGACCGAUGGCUCAGGUUAGCCGACCUCCCGGAGCCGAGAAGCGGACUCAGUGCAGCAACCAUACAUGGUAUAUUUUAUGUGGUAGGGGGAAGGAACAAUACUGCAGAGGCUAACACGGACUCCAAUCGCCUUGAUGCGUACAAUCCCCUCAAUAAUCAAUGGAAAACACUCCCUCCCAUGAACCACCCUAGGAACAGAGUGGCUGUAGCGGUACUAGAUGGACUAUUAUAUUCAGUGGGAGGCUCGCAUCAAUGUAAUCAACACAACAGCGCAGAAAGGUAUAACCCAGACGAUGAGAAAUGGUCCAUGAUUGCCCCCAUGCACACCAAGAGGAUAGGGGUCGGGUGUGCCGUGGUCAACAGGUUGCUCUACGCUGUCGGGGGAUUCGAUGGGGUCAACCGUCUCAACACGGUGGAGUGCUACCAUACUGAGAACGACGAGUGGACGAUGGUGAGCGCCAUGAACACCAGGCGCAGUGGAGCAGGGGUCACAAGCCUCAAUGGUUACAUCUUCGCGGUGGGCGGCUACGACGGGAUGAACCAACUCAGCAGUAUGGAACGCUACGACAUGGAGAACGAUCAGUGGGAGUUCAUGGCAUCUAUGAACUCAAGGCGAAGCGCUCUCAGUGUCGAUGUAGUGGGAGGCAAGGUCUAUGCAUUAGGUGGUUACGAUGGCCAGGACUUCUUAUCGUCGGUGGAGUGCUACGACCCCAUGUCAGAUACUUGGCAGGUGGUCACCAACAUGUGCAGUGGGCGGAGCGGAGCGGGUGUGGCCGUGGGCAUGGAACCAUGUAAGACCGGCAUGUGUAGCAGCGCCGCCAACUCCAAUCGGUGACAGCAGCUACAAGCGGGGAGCAGAGCAGACGGCACUCCCUAAUUCCGACGUGGAAUCGUGCGGACGGGACGAGGAGAUUUGAAAUCGCCAAAAAAUCAUCAGUACACGUCAGGGAUUUUGAAAUUCAUGUAAGAAGGAAUGGGUUGUCUUUCAGCAGUGCUGGAAAGAUUCCUGAGGCAAGGUGCUCUAGGUGUGGUCUUUGAGCCUGAGGAUGUGCAAAUCGAUGCCCUUUACACAGCCUACCUGAACACCAAGGCGCAUUAUAGUCAGUACAGCUAUGGCACUGUGAUUGUAGUCUCUCCCUUGCUAGCCAUUCUAAAAGCCUAACGGCUUUAAUAUUUGUGUGUGUGUUUGUCACACGCUGCCCGCUGCUCCACUGCUUGGCAGUUUAUACCCAGAAAUAGCUGCUGAUUAAAGAGAAAUCUUAAACUUUUACAUUAUGCAGAGAGAAGUAGCUGAAAACAAGUUUGGUUUAUGUCAUAUCAGCAUUGUGUGAAUUUCUAGCAACAAAUGAUAGGUACAGGUAUACUCUUCAUGCAACUCCUAUAAGAAUCCAAUAUAUCUUGAGCCUGCUGUUGUUUGAAUGCACCAGCUAAAGCAAUACUCUUCUUACACGACAGUUUGAUUUUAGCACCAACAAGUUGCAUGUCCUGAACUGAAUCUUUUUUCUUUUUAUUCUUUGUGUAAAUGUCGGAAGCACAACUUGCAGUCUGUUCCAAAUUAGGCCACUUAAUCAGUUCUUGAUUUCUACACCUUUUCUUGUGCAUUUGUGUCCAUGUUUUUAGUUCUAUCUUCUCUUUUCUUUUGAUGCCUUACACUACUCAUGGACUAAUUCCAACAGCUGGUGGUGGAUCCGAUCGGGCAUAUAUUGAGUACAAAUUGAGUAUAUAUAAAACCAAACGUGCCCCUCCUCCUGCAACAAAUUUCACCCCAAAAGCUACCUGAAAAUAUGUAUAAUUUUGUUGUUCAUGGAUUAGUUUUAUUGUCAAAAACUUUUCAUAAGAAAUGUUACUCUCCCCCAUCCCCAAAAAGGAUCCUGGAUCUGCCACUAAUAUCAUAUUGGUCCAUCUGUUCGUUCAGAGGGUCUAACGUAUGUUUGAGGCAUGCUAAAGGUCCAUAAGAAGCAAGAGGUAGAUGACAAAAUAUUAGGAAGCCCUGGACCAUAUUCCCAACUUGCAAACAAUUCCCACCGGCCCACUAUACCUCGAGGCCUACACUAGGAGUAGUGGUUUCUACUCCCUGUGCGCUCCAUCACCUCCAUGCACUGCGUCUAUGUAUUUAAUUGUCUUAAAGUCAGUCCGUUUGUCUGGGUCAUUGUAAUGAAAAAAUAAAUAGUAUACUAUAGUGUUUUUGUUUUUUCUUUGAAAGAAAUGUAAUGGUAAUAUUACUAUUAUGAUUCAUCUGUCAUAUGUAUGUUUUUUUCAUCCCUUUUCCAUUGUACUACCUUGCAGUUUAGUUAUACAAUCUUUAAAUAGAGAGAACUUACCGAACAACAAAACAAUGCUCCAGACCACCUUUAGACAGAUCUGUUAAUUGAAUCAUCUACAAUGCUAUCAAAACAACAUUCAAUCAUUUUUCCGUCGUGUUAUAUUUUCUUGUAUGUUUUUCUUUUUCUUUUUUCUUUUGAUGAUCUACAUGUAUAUGUCUUUGAAUGACUGAUGAGGAGAGUGUACACAUAUCAUCUUGCCAAUGAGUGACAGGUCUUAUUUUGAGAGCAAAAAAUGUUUGCUCUCUGUGGUUGUGUGUGGGGAAUUGGUUCUUUAUGUAAUAGCAAAAGUGGUGAAUUGUCAUCAGGUUAUGAGAGUGGAGGGGUUGGGGCUUAGUUAAUUUGUCUCCAACAUACAUGUAUUUAUCACCAUUUCUUAUAUUGAUAUCAGAGUAUGUCACGAUACUCGUCCAAGUUUCAAGUUACCGGUAGCUACUGGUAUAUCGUUUGAUCAAGAUCAUUAAAUUAUUAUACAACGCCAUAUUUUAGGUGUAAUUGUAUUCAACAUUUUUGGCGGAUGAUGGGUAAAGAGAACUUGUGGCAAACUUUUUUUUUUUUUUUUUUUUUUGGGGGGGGGGGGUAAUAAACACCCAUUUUACUCUCCCUUUUCAGAAGCAGCGUAUAAUUUGAUCAUGUAGUCAACUUUUUGUCAACGGUAUACAUAUACAUAGCAACCAAUAUAGGGGGAUAGUUUAUACAAAUGUAGCCCUUUCCCUCUCCGAAUCUAUCCUGGGUAUUUUAUAGUAUAUUGUCCAUUGUGUUACUGUUGCUAUGGUAGUGGACUGAUGUCUGCCUCCAAGCACAAUGAUCCUUUGUUUGAGCUGGACUUUUAUAUCUGUUGAAAUAUUGAUAUUUCAUAUAUGGGUCAUUGGGAAUCGGGUGUUAUAAGACCUGGCGAUGAGGGCACAUUGCAUAAUGUGAAUCUAGAAAUGGCGCUUUUCAGACUUGUCAAAAUUAGAAUAGAAACAUUAUGAAAUGUGUUAUGGAUAACGAUUGUAGAUGUAAACUGAGCUAUGAGACUGAGUUCAAAGGAAGGGGUCAAAUUACUGAGCCUACAAAAUUUGUACAUACGAGAGUUAUAUAUUGUGCGAUUUGAGAAAAUAUUAUAUAUAUGUUUUCAUGAUAUGUAUAUGUGUUCAACUGUAAAUUUAUGUCAUCUUAAUGUGCUUCGUGUAUUGAAGCGCAAAUGAUUAUGUGUCACCCAGAAUUGUUUAUCUGCAUUACUGAUAUUUGUGUUUUCCCCUGCUUACAGUUUAUUUCUUGAAUAGAAAUAUGAUUCAGUUUCUCUGAGGAUAAUAUCCUCAUAUAAUACAAACAAUGGGGUACACACUACUGGCAGAUGUUAUAAUCUCCCUUUUCAUCUUAAUAUUGUAAAACAUUCUUGCUCAUGCAUUAAUUCUCCUUGCAACUCUGCAUUUGCAUAGUUUUAUGAUUUGUUAUAUCAAAAAUACAAAAACUGUAAAGAUUAUUGUAAUCUCUUGGAAAUGCAGCAAAAAUGGUGCAAUUUGUAAAGUAUCAAAUCCAAAUGAACACAGGGUGUGAGCUUCACCCUUCUUAUAUGCAAACAACUCUGUUUCGAUGGAGUCGUUCAAAGAGUCGAUAACUCUAGUCUAAAAUAUGUUUAUAGGAGCAGACAUAAAACUUAAUUUAUUCCUAAUGACAUAUUUGCUGGUAAUUUACUCUAUAUUUGGCUAAUAUUUAUCUAGCAGGAAUUUAUGUCAGAAUGUUACGAAUUCGUAAAGAAAUGAGACCAUUUGGAAACACUUAUUGUAUUCGGAAGUAAGUUUACCAUGUAAACAAUUAAUCAACUGUAACGCAAAUUCAAGUUUAACCUGUGAAGAAGGAUCCACGUCUUAGUUUUUUUGAUAGAUGAGCUUGAUUAUGAGCUUUGUGUAUUUUUCCUAUUUAUUGCAGAGUUUAUGUAUUCUUAAAAGCAUGCAAUAUGUCUUAAAUCAGCCCAUUGGAAAAAGAAAAAACAAAACAGAGAAUUUCAGGAUCAAUGGGUUGGAAGCUUUUGAAUGAAAAACAAAAGUAUUACAUGUAUGAUGUCUUCCAUUUAAUUUGCUUAAAAUCUGUGAGUUGAUGAUAUCUUUUUUUUCUUCAUGCCGAUUGAUUUAAAACUUGUUUGAUGAAGUUCCAUUUUAAAUGUGAAUUUUAAAAAAGAGAAUUAUUGUUGCAAUGUAA